AUGGAUACAAAAGUAUGUGGCAUGGCUUCUCUAAACACCAAGAUAGUAGGAGGACAGGAUGCUUCUCUUGGUUCUUGGCCUUGGCAAGUCAGUCUGCAGAAAGGUGGCUCACAUCACUGCGGUGGAUCCCUCAUCAAUAGUAACUGGGUCCUAUCAGCAGCACACUGCGUUUCAACGACACCUGCCACUGAUGUGACAGUGUAUCUGGGAUUGCAAACACUUUCAGGAAACAACAACAGUAUGCAAAAAAGAUCAGUCAACCAAAUCAUCGUACAUCCCAGUUACGAUUCUAUCACUCAAAUCAAUGACAUCGCUCUACUGAAGCUACAAGAAAGUGUGGCGUUUACAAACUAUAUCAAUUCUGUCUGCCUGGCUACAACAGAAAGCACUUUCUUUACUGACACUAAGGUGUGGGUCACCGGCUGGGGAAACAUUGCAGCUGGAGUAAAUCUUCCUAGUCCUGGAACUCUAAAAGAAGUAGAAGUCUUAGUUAUUGGAAACAGACAAUGUAACUGUUUAUAUGGCAAUAGUGAGAUCACCAACACCAUGAUAUGCGCUGGAGUGUUGGAAGGGGGAAAAGAUUCAUGUCAGGGUGACUCUGGUGGUCCGCUGGUUCUCAAACAGGGCUCUCGUUGGAUCCAGGUUGGCAUUGUAAGCUUUGGAAAAAAUUGUGCUUUAAAAAAUUUUCCUGGAGUAUAUACCAGAGUGUCUGUGUACCAGAGCUGGAUCAAUCAAAAGAUCACCUCAAACCAGCCAGGCUUUUUUAAAUACAACUCCAAUGGCACUGAUGCAGACCUUCAGGCUUCCUGCCCUUGGGUACCUCCAAUUACAUCUCCUCCCACAACUGCUCCUCCACGUGUCAGCAGCAGACUAAAGGAUGUUAUGCACAUAUUUUUAUUUUCAGCUGUGGUGUGUGGCACUGCCACGCUAAAUAAUGUUUCAGUAGGGGGCAGCCCCUUGGCAUCAGCUGGAAAUUGGCCAUGGAUGGCAAGUCUGAAGCUUAAUGGCAGUCACGUUUGUGGAGGAACACUGAUAGCUGAGCAGUUUGUCAUGAGCUCGGCUGACUGCUUUAACAGCUCAUCCAACGCCUCUGAGUGGACUGUAGUCCUUGGUCGGAUCAAUUUCAAUGGUUCAGACACAAAUGCGGUCUCAGUACAAGUGCAAAACAUUACAUUGAGCUCUGGUGAAGGCAACAACAUAGCAGUGCUGAAGUUGUCUAGCAAGCCUACGCUUUCACAGUUCAUUCAGCCUAUAUGUGUGGACACGGGGAACAAUAAUUUCACCAUCAACACACAGUGCUGGGCAGCUGGCUGGGACUCAGAAGGUACCGUUUAUAUUUUUCAACCCCUUCAGCAAUUCAACACUACCAUAGUGAGCUGUGGAAAUUCCUCCUCAUCAAACAGCAUCUGUACCGCAGCCAUGCCAUUAACACAGGGUAAUAAAGGAGGUGCUCUGAUGUGUAAAUUACAAAAUUCAUGGAUCCAUGCAGCAGCUUUGACGCUUGCUAGCAGCAGCAACAAGACAGCUCGUGCCGUUGAAGUACAGACCUUCACUAAAACAUCAACCUUCUCAUCCUUUCUCAAGUCCACAGUGCCCUCCCUCUCUGUUACCUCUUCAUCUACCUCUUCAUCUACCUCUUCAUCUACCUCUUCAUCUACCUCUUCAUCUACCUCUUCAUCUAACACCUCUCACAAUGCUUGCAACAAGCAAGAGAAUGCAAUGUUUGGAGGGACCGAGGAUACAACCGUGUGA
Trichomycterus rosablanca is the source of this 1752-nucleotide messenger RNA. RefSeq lists its product as uncharacterized. The record is from RefSeq and is a predicted model, not a curated record. Gene Ontology annotation, biological process: proteolysis. The transcript has 10 exons. Bases 1 to 1752 code for a protein of 583 amino acids. Gene Ontology annotation, molecular function: serine-type endopeptidase activity. NCBI's taxonomy places the organism in Eukaryota, Metazoa, Chordata, Actinopteri, Siluriformes, Trichomycteridae.